Cetraspora pellucida is the source of this 161-nucleotide messenger RNA. NCBI's taxonomy places the organism in Eukaryota, Fungi, Glomeromycota, Glomeromycetes, Diversisporales, Gigasporaceae. The record is from the annotation of a GenBank genome assembly.
AAGUAAAUCUUGAUGACUUUCUAUUACUAGAAGAAAUAGAAAACACUAUCAAUCCUAUUCCAGCCUUAGAAUCAGAAAUAGAAGACACUACCGAACUUAAUUCGAUUGUAGAAUUAGAAAUUGAAAACUUGGAAGACUCUAUAACUAUCCUUUUAACUGAU